Messenger RNA from Belonocnema kinseyi, 2865 nucleotides. RefSeq names its product methenyltetrahydrofolate synthase domain-containing protein (gene lost). Bases 305 to 1723 code for a protein of 472 amino acids. Gene Ontology annotation, cellular component: cytoplasm. Lineage: Eukaryota; Metazoa; Arthropoda; Insecta; Hymenoptera; Cynipidae. The record is from RefSeq and is a predicted model, not a curated record. The transcript has 5 exons.
UUUCAUGUUUUUCCGACUUUUGUUUAUAAAAAUUACACGAAAGCAAAGCAAUGCGACCUGUCCGUUGUGUCUGAAAUCAAAUUAUUUGACUUUUCUUUACGAAAUUUUCAACUCAAUGACUCUAAAUUUUUGAGUAAAUCCGGAACUUGAAUCCCUGGUGAAUUUUUAUAGCGUUCUAUUACCCAGCUUGGUUACUCGGAAUUGCUCGGAAUAGAAUCGAAAUAGGGGGAAAAAAGGAUACGAACAAGUAAUCUAUUUUUGCGGAAAAUCUCGGUGAAAAUUCCUUCCAGGUCGAUUGGAGACGAUGGUCGACAACCUGAUGGAGAAAAUACCAGAUCAAGAAGUAGCAAUGCCAGAACAAAAGACUGCCGAGGUAGAAGGAGAAACUAAACGAAAGUUUCGUCGGAAGAUCUGGGUUAAUAUGCUCAGGAAGGAAGCUGUGACCCUCUCUUCCAAUAAUGCACACAAUAGGAUACCAAAUUUUGUUGGUGCAGCAGAGGCAGCUAAACGAUUGAGCGAAUUAGAAGAAUUUAAGCAGGCUCAGAUUAUAAAAAUUAGUCCUGAUAAACCCCAGGAAUCAGUGAAGAAUAUAGCUCUCGAAAAUGGUAAAGAAAUUCUCGUUCCAAAACCAAGACUGAAGUCGGGUCUAUUUAAUCUCGUUAGUCGUGUCACUAAUCCUACUGAGGAAGAAUUAAAAAAUGUUGUGACGAGGCAUGGCAUUCAACAACUCGAAAAACCAGUUGGUUUAGGCGUAAAUCUGAAGGUGGAUCUCGUGGUUCUGGGUUCGGUAUGUGUGAGUCCUGCGGGCUACAGAAUCGGUGAAGGUGAGGGAUACGCAGAUCUGGAAUUCGCGAUAAUGACCAAGAUGGGAGCUGUGAACGGAGACACGAUCAUAGCGACAACUGUCCACGAUCAUCAAAUUCUCGACGAUCUGCCGUCCGAUCUUUUUCAAGCGCACGACGUUCCCGUGGAUAUUAUCGUGACUCCGACCAAAACCAUUAUAGUCAAUCCGAAGCUUAGAAAGCCCGACUCUAUCCUCUGGAACCUUCUGAGCAAUAGAAGAGUGAAAUCCAUGCCGAUUCUUCAAGAGUUGAAAGAAGUGGAGGAAAAGGAAGGAAAGGAGGUAAUUUUGAAAGAGGAUGAUUCUGACGAGGAAGCGAUUUUCCUGGAAAGGAGCAAGCUUAAGCGAGUGAUUGGCAGAAUUCGCCUAAAGAUUAGACGCAAUCUUAAUUCCACAGUCGAGAGUGGAGAAGGAGACAAAGAAAGCAGCAAAACGCGAGUUCCUAAGAAACGCGUACGACAGAAACGUGGAGGCGAUGGGGACAAUAAUGUUUCCAGUGAAACCGAGAAGACCAACGGGAAAGAUACUCGUCGGCGUGCACCUUACAAAGCGCGUCAAAAGUACCAGAUUGACUUUUCGUUGAAGCUUUCGAAUAUCGCCUCAGACGUGCGAGUGCGAGAUUUGAAGAACGCUUUAAUUGAUCGCGGAGUGAAACCAAGUGAAAUUACCUGGAGAGGUCAGCGAGGAUUUUGCUUCCUUCAUUUUGGCAAACUCCGAAACGGAAAAACUACCACGGAGCCAGUCCAGGUGGAUUCCAUAGUUGCGAACUUGCAGGAACUUAAACUCGGCCAGGAAGAGGUCUCUAGUGAAAAACCAUUCAUAGUAGUAGAGCCAGCGAAGCCGAUUACAAGAAUCGAGGUAACCGAUGUCACAUCGGUUUAACGUAUUAGCUUUAAAAGCUCACUUUACAGCAUUAGAGAUUUACUGGUUUCAGGAUCGGGUCAGUUGAUCCGAUUCCUUUUGUUUUAUGCAACGAUGUGAUAGAGGAUUAAAUGCGUAUCGUUGUUAAUUUUGUUUUGUUUUUAGUUCAAGUUUUGCAAUUUCACAGUUUAGUUUAACAUAGGAACAAUGCUGUAAAUGAUGACCAAAUAAUGUUCACGUAUAAUGGUUGAAGAUACGUGCGUUUUCAUGAAGCACUGAGUUUACUCAAACAAAUACUUAGAGUAUCCAGUAAAUUGCGAGAUCCUCGAGCUCAAUGCCUAAUGAAAUACAAGGUGCUGGAGGAAUAAUGGUGUUUUUGCGAAGCACGGCAAUCGGACAUUUAUCUCGGGGCAUUUAAUCAAACAGACUGAUGAUAAUAGUUUUUAACUAGUGCUUAAGGAUAAGCCCUAAAGAAAGUCUGGAGCAUCGCGAAAGUUUCGGGGCUAGAUCGAGGAGAGAGUAGUCUAUUUUUCUGAAGCCAUAUUUUCUAAGAGUCGAAAUUGUGAAAGUAAGAGAGUGUAUUUUCAAUAGCUGCUUACAGUUGUCCAUUUUGCAUGACUCUAAGAGAAAAGAUUCAAGCGAUGCUCAAAGUAUUCGCGACAUUUUUGAAAGGGAGAAAAAGCAAUACCUUGUGAUAUUAACAGAUAUAAUUUGUUUGCUAAGGUAUAAUUGUUAAUGGUGAUAAUAUUAUACGCAUAAGACUUAAAUAUGUACCAAAAGAACAUUUUUUUAUUUAUCAAAACAAAACCUUUUUUUAUUUAUUUUGCGUUCGUCUUUAAAUUUUUCACUACCUUUCCAAUGUAAUCUUCUUACGAUUAGGGUAGAAACAAAUUUUAAAUCGCUUAUAAGACAUACUUCUUUCCCGACAAUUCAGUUCUUCGCUACGCAUGUAUUAGACUGAUUUCAACAAUUCUUCAUUUGCGUUCAAUAUCGCCGAAACGUGCGAGUAAAGGCAAAAUAUUCCUACCUCGAUACGACAGAUGCCAAGCAAAAUGAAUGUAAUUGAGAAAUUGCUGUAAAAACUAGCAGUUAUCGACGUUAGAAUUCUUCGAAACAAAUACUCUGUAUUUUACUGAAUACAAAUACAAACAUUUGACGAAUAA